AUGGGAUCAAGAAAAGUGAAUCAGCCUCAAAUGGCCUCUCUAGUUGUGGUGUGUCUUAUGGUAACCAUAGGUUACAUAAUACCAACCAGUUCUGCCAACCAUGACACGCAUAUAAUCCCGGCAAGGGGGGCUGGGGGUGGGGGAGGUCGUGGUGGUGGAGCACGAGCAACACCAGUUAAACCACCAACCGCCGCUCCACAACCACCAGGAACCAUGGUUGAACAUAUAAUCCCAGCAAGGGGGGCUGGGGGCGGGGGCGGUCGUGGUGGUGGAGCACGAGCAACACCUGUGAAGCCACCAACCGCCGCUCCACAACCACCAGGGACCAUGGUUGAGCAAAUAAUCCCGGCAAGGGGGGCUGGGGGUGGGGGAGGUCGUGGUGGUGGAGCACGAGCAACACCAGUUAAACCACCAACCGCCGCUCCACAACCACCAGGAACCAUGGUUGAACAUAUAAUCCCGGCAAGGGGGGCUGGGGGUGGGGGCGGUCGUGGUGGUGGAGCACGAGCAACACCUGUCAAGCCACCAACCGCCGCUCCAGAACCACCAUCCAUGCUUAGAACAUCUGAACAACAAGAUGCCUCUAUGACACAACUACCAUCCACUGGUCCACCACCAUUGGUUGAUCCACCGCCACCACCAUCCAAAACUCCAGCACAAUCAGGGACCAUGGUUGAGCAUAUAAUCCCGGCAAGAGGGGCUGGGGGUGGGGGCGGUCGUGGUGGUGGAGCACGAGCAACACCUGUCAAGCCACCAACCGCCGCUCCACAACCACCAUCCAUGCUUAGAACAUCUGAACAACAAGAUGCCUCUAUGACACAACUACCAUCCACUGCUCCACCACCAUUGGUUGAUCCACCGCCACCACCACCAUCUUCCUAA
This is a messenger RNA of Helianthus annuus (common sunflower), 882 nucleotides long. RefSeq names its product basic proline-rich protein-like. The record is from RefSeq and is a predicted model, not a curated record. The transcript has a single exon. The coding region runs from base 1 to 882 and encodes 293 amino acids. Lineage: Eukaryota; Viridiplantae; Streptophyta; Magnoliopsida; Asterales; Asteraceae.